Messenger RNA from Thamnophis elegans (Western terrestrial garter snake), 2380 nucleotides. Its product is annotated as lysosomal acid glucosylceramidase-like. The record is from RefSeq and is a predicted model, not a curated record. Gene Ontology annotation, biological process: glucosylceramide catabolic process. Gene Ontology annotation, molecular function: glucosylceramidase activity. Lineage: Eukaryota; Metazoa; Chordata; Lepidosauria; Squamata; Natricidae.
AUGUCUCGUGGGGGCCUUCAGAUUUUCUUUGUCUCUUUGUGGCUACUCCAGCUGAGCUGCUCCCCGACGGGUGGACGCCCAUGUUCUCCCAGAAAUUUUGGGCAUGGCUCCUUGGUGUGUGAAUGCGGGGCUGAUUAUUGUGAUACUUUGGAGCCCCUCACUCUCCUGAAUCGGGGGUCUUAUGUGAAGUACGAAAGCAAUAAAGCCGGACGCCGUGUGGAGCGCAGCGAGGGCCUCCUGGUGGAUAAUCCUUCCGAGAACGAUAAUCUGGUUUUGAAACUGAAGACGUCGCAGAAGUAUCAAAAGAUCAAAGGCUUCGGAGGGGCCCUGACGGAUUCGGCGGCUAUCAAUAUCCUGAAUUUGUCGCCCAAAACUCAGAGAAACCUGCUCAAAUCUUAUUUCUCCAGCGAAGGCAUUGAGUAUACCCUGAUCCGGGUGCCCAUGGCGAGCUGCGACUUCUCCGUCAGGCUGUACACUUACGCCGACGUGGAGAACGAUUUCGAGCUGAAGAACUUCAGCCUGACGGACGAAGACGUCAAAAUGAAGAUCCCGAUUUUGCAACAAGCCCAAGCCGUCGCCCCACGACCCCUGUUGCUCUACGCCAGUCCCUGGACAUCACCCGUCUGGAUGAAAACCAACGGCGCCAUGACGGGCCGUGGUACCCUGAAGGGUCAACCGGGUGACAGAUAUCACAAGACCUGGGCGAACUAUUUCAUCAGAUUCCUGGACGAAUACGCCAAGUACAACCUGACCUUCUGGGCCAUAACGGCCGGCAAUGAGCCCACGGCCGGCGACAUCAUCUUCUACCCUUUCCAAUGCCUCGGAUUCUCCCCCGAGCACCAGCGGGAUUUUAUUGCGGAGGACCUGGGCCCGGCCUUGGCCAACAGCAGCUACAAGGGCAUCGAGCUCAUCAUUCUGGACGACCAGAGAGUGAUGUUGCCUUACUGGGCAGAAGUGGUUCUGAAGGACCCCAAGGCCACCCAAUACAUCAACGGGAUCGGCAUCCACUGGUACCUGGACUUCUUGGCCCCCAUCGACUUGACGCUGUCCAUCACCCAUCACCUCUUCCCCAACUAUUACCUCAUCUCCACCGAGGCCUCGACGGGCUCCUAUUUUUGGGAGCCCCGGGUGGUGCUGGGGGGCUGGGAUCGCGGCAGCAAGUACAGCCACAGCAUCUUGACGAAUCUCAACAAUUACGUCACCGGGUGGACGGACUGGAAUCUCGUGUUGGACAUGGAAGGGGGCCCCAACUGGAGCAAAAACUACGUGGACAGCCCGGUGAUUGUGGAUAAGGAGAAGGACGUCUUUUACAAACAGCCUAUGUUCUACCACAUGGCCCAUUUCAGCAAAUUCCUCCCGGAGGGAACUCAGCGGAUCGAGAUCCAGAAAAGCAGCUCCUGCGAUUUGGAGUUCUCCGCCUUCCUCCGCCCGGAUGGCUCGGCCGCUGUGGUGGUCUUGAACAGAUCCCCCGAGGAUAUCGCUUUCGGGAUCUCGGAUCCCGGGGUGGGCUACAUCGAGGCCAUUGCUACGGCCGACUCGAUCCAGACCUACCUGUGGCAACGCCCUCCAGAAGAAUGAAGACCCCAUCCCACCCCCGAAGCCCUUGAAAAACGGAAUCCUUUCUUUGCCCGAGGAAGUAGAAAAAAAUAAUAAUAAUAAGGGGAGUGGGAACGACUGAAUCCUGGGGAAGGGUCUGUUGUGUCAAACCCUCCUCUAACCAGAGAUUGAAACGUAGGCUGGCAUAGUCUUAGGAUCUGCUGAAUUAAGAUUCAACCUGCUUCUCCUCGCCGUUAAACCUUCCCACGUAUCUUUGUUUUUCAGAAUAAAUCUGUUUUUUUUUUCCUUUUCUAGAAACGCGUCUGGUUGAGUUUUUUUUCUUCUUCUCGGCUCUAGGAAGGCAAAAGGGAAGGGGAUUUAGGCAGGAAGCCGAGAGACCCUCGGCUUUUGCCCCCAAAUGUACUUGCGUCCCUCCGAUGUGCACGAUUGGACUCCGAAUCCCAUGCUCUGGACUCAAAAUCCCAUGCUCCUCUUGGGAGCUGCUGAAUGAAGAUUCCACCUGCUUUUCCUCUCCGUUACCUUCCCACGUAUUCUUUGUUUUUUUUUGGGGGGGGGGGGGAUAAAUCUGUGUUUAUUUUUUUCUAGCAAUACAUCUGGUCCGGUUUUCUUCUUCUUGGCUCUAGGGAGGCAAAGAGUGGGGGGGGAUUUAGGCAGGAAGCCGAGAGACCCUCGGUUUUUGCCCCCAAAUGUACUUGCGUCCCUCCGAGGUGCACGAUUGGACUCCGAAUCCCAUGCUCUGGACUCCGAAUCCCAUGCUCGUAGGACAGUGGUGGGUUUCAAAAAAUUUUCGAACCUACUCUGUGGGUGUGGCCUCCUUUGUGGG